This is a messenger RNA of Cuscuta europaea, 1042 nucleotides long. Lineage: Eukaryota; Viridiplantae; Streptophyta; Magnoliopsida; Solanales; Convolvulaceae. The record is from the annotation of a GenBank genome assembly.
CUUAUACUGUAUUAUCAGAAGUAGAAAAUUUCUCAAAAAGAGAGAUGAGUGCAAUCUCAAUUUCUGCUGCUCUGAUCUGCGACCCUCGAAUGGCCACGCUUGUCACUGUCCAGCACACUCUCGCAGCUGCUUGCUAGUCGCCUUCUAUGGAGUCGUCCUCCAAUAUACUUUCAAACUCUGCCGCUUCCUCUGUUGCUCAAGCUCCCACUAUGCGUCCCAAAGAAGAACAGGAGGUGACGAGUGCCAAUGCGAAAGAAGAGGUCAAGGAGAAGAAGGUGCCUGAAGAGAAAACGCCGAAAAGGAGCCCCAUUGAGCUCUUAGAAGAGGCACAUAAUGAGAAGUUCAAGAGAUAUGAAGCUGAAUGCACCCAAUAUUUAAUGUCUAAGUACUUUUCAGACAAGACUAUCUUUGGAGGAAAUAUUUUUGAUGUCAAAAUGACUAUAGAUGGAGAGCCAAUCAAAGUAAGCAGGUUUCCCGGGUACCUUUCUUAUGCUGAUCCGGCUAAUUUUCAAGACGAGAGUGGUAGCUGCUCAUCAAAUUCCAUUGUCGGAACUCCAACAUGCAGUGCUAAUGGGAACCACCAGACUUCUUUGAAGAAUGAAAACUCUAAUAUCUGAUUUCCUUUACCUUUUGCUUCAAAUGCACUCUGGUGUAGUCUUUCAUCACCCUAUAAAUGGGAAGGCACUUCCAUUAGUUCAUACUCCAGCUUGUACUCGAAUCGCUUCAAAAAGGUUGAAGCUGCCAACUAUCCAAUUUAACCUUUAAGAAUUAAUCUGCGUACGGACAGGGAGAAUCAUCAUCAUAUCACGACGUAUCUGAACAUGGAAACUGGUGUGUCUGAGAAGACAAUACCUAUUAGCAUGACAAUAGUGGAAUUGUACUUUCUCUAUUGUGAUAGGAUUAGCACAAUUGUGCUCUAUUUUAAGAUUGUGUAUACCUAAGUUCUGGUUCCAAGUACAGAAGUGAACUCGUAAAUAUUUAUUUUAUCGUGUUUGAACCUCUUUUGAAUCGCAAAUUAUACUAUGGGAUAAGCACAUCUUCC